AUGUCGGCUAAUCGCAGGUGUCAGACGCGGCGUUGGCUAUCAUUUAUCACAUCUUUAAAGGACGUCCCUGUGGGAAUAUUAACCAGAGCGCUGCCACAGAUCCACUCUUUAAGGAAGUCUUUAGUGAUAUUACAGCUGACAUCACAUCAGGUGAAGAAGGAGGAAGAGGAGGAAGAGGAGGAGGACACUUACAGAGACGACAGGAAUAUCUCCAAACAGAGGGGUCAGAGGUCAGCUGGUCUUUCUUACCAAUCAGACUGUUUAUCUCAAAGAAAAGAGGAGUUUAAGUCCAGGAGACAACCAAGAUGGCUGCCAAUGAAGUUAGGAAGUUAUUCUACAGCUGAGGUUUCGUCUACAGACUUUGACAUUUUUGCUUUUUAAAGGGAUAUUCCGGCGUAAAAUCAAUUUAGGGUCAAACACACUGUAACACAGAGUUAGACCCCCCCUCCAGAGAUGAAUGUUGCCGACCGCUUGCUUCUCUAGUUAUACCAACUUUAGUCACGACCGCAGGAUAGAAAUACAGAGAGACACGCCCUCAACCAAAACGCCACUCUAUAGCCACAAAUAAUGCUCAGAACAGCACCUAACUUCAUCAACAGGACAUAUAGGGUCACAGACAUAGAACUAGACACCAAACAUCUUUUUAACUUUGACUUCAGGCCAGUCCAUUACAGACUACAGCGGGGUGCCGCAGCUCAAGGAAGAACAUUUAUGAUCAUUUCUUCAUGGAAAUACAAUCAGACCGAGACGCUAAGAUAGAAGAACUACAGCGUCUGCAGAGAAAAAUGAUUAAUAUGAUGAUUAUUACUUCAAGGAAAUGAUAAAGAAAUGAUCAUAAAUGUUCUUCCUUGAGCUGCGUCACCCCGCUGUAGUCUGUAAAGGACUGGCCUGAGGUCUCACUACAAACAAGCGUCUGCUGGAAGAGAGUAGGUGGGUAGGUAAUAUCCCUUUAAUAUCAGUGUCCGUGAACUAAAUCAAACUAAAAUCUAACACUCUUUUGGAAAGGACAACUGGAUUUAUUAGGGACGUUUCGCCUUAGCGAAGUUGUCCUUUCAACAAAGAACUGGAAAUCCUAGAUGCUGCAUCCUCAGUUUUAAGCAUAAUGCUGAACAAUAUCUCCAGGUUUAGGAUAAAGAAAAUUAAUUUUACACUGGAUUAUCCCUUUAAAUAUUUGAACCAAUAAAAAGUCAUUUCAGUCCCUCAAACUUCAAACUCGGUCAAACAUUCGUAUCAAAGUUGUUCUUGUGUUUAAAUCUGUCGUGUUUUACUCUCUAAACACUCGAACUUUUGUUGUUUUUGGAUUCUUUACCUCAGUUUGUUGGUUAAGCUUAGACUCCCACAAUGCAAUGCUGCUUAGCUCGGCUUUUGUUCUGUUAGUGACGACAUUUAUUGUUGCUUUAAGUUGUUUUUUUAAUUAUUAUUAUUAUUAUUAUUAUUGGACACAAAAACCAAAAGAUGGUUUAGUUAUACCCUCUAUUUGUGGUCUUAAAUAUUAUUCACUAAAUACCGUGCUAGUUUAUCUCUGCAUGGAUUUACAGUCCAGGACCAGUUUCUGACUUGAGGGUCAAAUUUGUCUUGUCUUAUCUUCUUUGUUUGAGAGGUUACAGGGUCCAGAUUCAGCCUCGAAUGUCCCAAAAACAGAGGGAAACUGAAGAUCAGAAAAGGAGCUGCCAAAGCGAAAACUCUCAGCAGUGGGUUCAGCUUUUUAGACGUAUAAACUUGUAAGUUUUGGUUUAUUUUGCAGGGUCUCCUUUAAAGGAAAAGCUCCCAACUCCUGGUAUAAAUGAAGCUUCUUUUUUGACACAGUAAUACGUAUUCUUUAAACUCUGCUCUCUCCUUGUAAAAAUAGAUGUAACUGGAAAGUGCGCUCGUUGAAUAAAGACAAAUGAAAGCGGGAUUGUUCUGGACUAAUGCGGCCUCGCUGAACUCUGCUCGUCCUGCAGCAGCAGCAGCUUCAUCAAUCUCUGAUCUCUGAGGAGAAACCGCUCAGUUUUUGGCUCUCGUUCAGGAGCUCUCUGUUCCUCAGACGUCCUGAAGAUUAGAAAUCACCAACCUGGUGAUUCUCCACAAACUCACACUGAACUGAAGGGAGAGUCUGAAGCUGCUGUCUGCUGGUCUGGAGUCAAACUGUUUGAAGGUUUUUAAAGUAAAUGUUGCAUGAUGAUGACACGGAGAACAUCUGAGCUGUACAGUCGGGACAUCUGUAAGCUGUCGGAGGGAAAGACAUAAACGGAUUUGAGUGAUUAACUCCACCUUCCUUAAUUAAACAGACUGCUGUUUGCAAGCUGCUGAGGCAGUUUAGGAGGCCGAUUCCCGAACAGAGUGAACAGAUCAGACAAAACGCAGGAAUCUCUUCUCUCUAAAGCUGCGAUCAGUCCCGGCCCGGCCCGGCUCGGCCCGGCGUAGCUCGGCUCUUCUUGUCAGCUGAUGAUUUGUGGGUCUCACAGGAGAGGAACGGGAAGAACUCCUCUAGGUUAAAAUCUGCAAACAAUGAGUCUUCUCCGGGUGUGAUGGAUGGUCCACAUCCCGGCCCAUUUGUCUGUGCUUUACGCUCACCAGUAUCAAUUGUUAAAGAAACUUUGCUUAACAUGCAGUCCUGA
Molecule: messenger RNA, 2600 nt
Organism: Xyrichtys novacula (pearly razorfish)
Lineage: Eukaryota; Metazoa; Chordata; Actinopteri; Labriformes; Labridae
Source: the annotation of a GenBank genome assembly